CAUUAUAUUAUCUAUGUCUUUGUUUGGUACUCAGUCUUAUUUCGAGAAAGUUUUAAUUUUUUCCACGACCAGCACGCAUACUUUUCCCCUUUUAGCGCCUCCAUUCAGGGACAGCCUAAUCGUAGAAUGACCCAGUUUUCAGCUUCGGCAGAUAACGAUGGACGCUGGUGAAGAUCGCUUGUUUCUGGGAUUUGAUUUUAGCACACAACAAAUCAAGGCAGAAGCAAUAAAUGACUCUCUGCAACUUGUAAAUGAAACAGCAGUCAAGUUUGACUCCGAUCUUCCAGAAUUCAAAACUCAUGGUGGGGUGCACAUCCACAACGAUAAUGUCACAGUUACUGCCCCUAGUAUCAUGUGGGUCAAGGCCUUUGACUUGUUGCUAGAUAAAAUGAAGAAGGAUGGUUUUCCCUUUCACAAAGUGGCAUGCAUUUCAGGGGCAGGGCAGCAACAUGGCAGUGCAUACUGGAAAAAAGGUACAAACCAAAUCUUAAGAAAUCUUGAUGACAAAAAACCUCUCCAUGAACAACUACAGAACUGUUUUUCGAUCCCUGAUUCUCCUAUAUGGAUGGAUGCCAGUACAACAAAGAACUGCCGUGAACUGGAAGAAAAAGUAGGCGGUCCCUUGAAACUAGCAGAAAUAACUGGUUCUCGUGCUUUUGAGAGGUUUACAGGGCCCCAGAUUAUGAAGAUUUCUCAGACAAGACCAUCUGAGUACAAUGACACUGAGAGGAUUUCAUUGGUCAGUAGUUUUGCAGCAUCCCUUUUGAUUGGAGAUUAUGCUCCAAUAGAUUUGAGUGAUGGGUCAGGAAUGAACCUUCUGGACAUUAGAACUAAGAAAUGGUCACCAGAAUGUCUUCAGGCUUGUGGAUCAAACUUGAGUGAGAAGCUGGGAGAACCAGUGCCAUCCAAACAAGUCAUUGGAAACGUGAGCCAGUUUCUCAUUGGUCGAUAUAACUUUAGUCCAAAUUGCAAGGUUGUGGCUUUUACAGGAGAUAACCCAGCAUCCCUGGCAGGAGUGGCGCCUAAACUAGGUGAUACAAUUAUAAGUCUUGGGUCCAGUGAUACAGUUUUCUCCUGGCUGCCGAGUCAGACUGUGGAACUGGAUGGCAAUGUCUUUGUUAACCCCAUCGACUCCAAUACUUAUAUGUCUCUAGUCUG
Messenger RNA from Saccostrea cuccullata (small rock oyster), 1158 nucleotides. Its product is annotated as xylulose kinase-like. Gene Ontology annotation, cellular component: cytosol. Lineage: Eukaryota; Metazoa; Mollusca; Bivalvia; Ostreida; Ostreidae. Gene Ontology annotation, biological process: phosphorylation; xylulose metabolic process. The transcript has 12 exons. The record is from RefSeq and is a predicted model, not a curated record. The annotation marks the transcript as partial. Gene Ontology annotation, molecular function: D-xylulokinase activity.